Molecule: messenger RNA, 1359 nt
Organism: Cutaneotrichosporon cavernicola
Lineage: Eukaryota; Fungi; Basidiomycota; Tremellomycetes; Trichosporonales; Trichosporonaceae
Exons: 12
Coding region: 1-1359 (452 amino acids)
Biological process (GO): mitotic cell cycle; microtubule cytoskeleton organization
Cellular component (GO): cytoplasm; microtubule
Molecular function (GO): GTP binding; GTPase activity; structural constituent of cytoskeleton
Source: RefSeq, a predicted model, not a curated record
AUGGGAAGGGAGAUCAUCAGCGUCUCGGUCGGACAGGCCGGCAACCAGAUCGGUACCGCGUUCUGGGAGAACAUCCUCCAGGAGCACGGCCUUGACCGCAACGGCAAGUACGUCGGUAACGACCAGCAGCAGCUCGACAAGGUCUCGGUCUACUUCAACGAGGCAUCGAACCAGAAGUAUGUACCGCGCUCGGUCCAGGUCGACCUUGAGCCCGGUGUCGUGGACCUCGUCCGCUCGGGCCCCCUCUCGACGCUCUUCCGGCCCGACACCUUUGUCCACGGCCAGAGCGGCGCCGGCAACAACUGGGCCAAGGGCUACUACACUGAGGGUGCCGAGCUUGUCGACCCCAUCCUCGACGUUCUUCGCCAGCAGGUCGAGAGCUCGGACUCGUUCCAGGGCUUCCAGCUCCUCCACUCGCUCGGUGGUGGUACCGGUUCGGGUCUCGGCACUCUUCUCCUCAGCAAGAUCCGCGAGGAGUACCCCGACCGCAUGCUCUGCACGUUCUCAGUCUUCCCCUCCCCCAAGGUCUCGGAGACCGUCGUCGAGCCCUACAACGCCAUUCUCUCCACUCACAUCCUCGUUGAGAACUCGGACAUCACCUGCUGCAUCGACAACGAGGCCCUCUACCAGAUCUGCGUCAACGACCUCAAGCAGAAGGCACCCGAGUACAAGGACCUGAACCAGCUCAUCGCCAAGGUCAUGACUGGCUUCACCUCGACUCUCCGCUUCCCCGGUGUCCUCAACUCUGACCUCCGCAAGCUCGCGGUCAACAUGGUCCCCUUCCCCCGUCUCCACUUCUUCGCUGCGGGCUACGCCCCGCUCGUCGCCACGUCGAACCGUGCUUACACGGCUUCGAACGUUCCCGAGCUCACCAACGCGCUCUUCCAGCGCCGCUCGCUCCUCGCCGCCAUCGACCCUUCCAUGGGCAAGUACCUCACCGUCUCGGUCGCGUAUCGCGGCAAGCUCUCGAUGCGCGACAUCGAGAACUCGGUCUACGAGUACCAGUCCAAGAACUCGGAGUACUUUGUUCCCUGGAUCCCCAACGGUGCCCUCACCACCCUCUGCACCGUCCCCCCUAUCGGCCAGGUUGCUUCCGCAACUCUGGUUGCCAACACUACUGCCAUCUCGGAGGUGUUCAAGCGCUCGCACGUCCAGUUCCGCCAGCUCUUCCGCAGGAAGGCGUACGUGCACUGGUACACCGGCGAGGGCAUGGACGAGAUGGAGUUCACCGAGGCCGAGUCCAACCUUUCCGAUCUUGUGGACGAGUACGACCAGUACGAGUCGGCGCAGCUCGACGACGAGUACGAGGACGAGGUCGAGGCGGUCGCCGAGGAGUACGCUGAGGACUUUGCCGAGUAA